Arachis stenosperma is the source of this 4676-nucleotide messenger RNA. Its product is annotated as putative disease resistance protein RGA3. NCBI's taxonomy places the organism in Eukaryota, Viridiplantae, Streptophyta, Magnoliopsida, Fabales, Fabaceae. The record is from RefSeq and is a predicted model, not a curated record. The transcript is spliced from 6 exons. Bases 1 to 3636 code for a protein of 1211 amino acids. Gene Ontology annotation, molecular function: ADP binding. Gene Ontology annotation, biological process: defense response to other organism.
AUGGAGCGCAAUAAUUCAAAAGUGCCAGAGGAAGCUGCUAAGCAUUUACUUGAACGACUAUUACCCAUUUCUCUUAUAAACAGGAACAGCACUGUUCACUUGCUGCAACUACUUCCUUCAAACGCUUCUCUUUCUUUCUUUCUUGCAAAAACCUGCAUUUUGCUUUUCAUCUUUUUCCUUGGGCACUUGAGAAUGACGGGUGAACAAAUCCCCUUUGGUGUUGUUACUAACAUCAUCAACAUGAUUCUUUCAUCUGCCUAUGCUAAAUUUUGGAGGAUCUAUGGAGUCAUGGAUGACUUGGAGAGGCUGAAGGGCACUCUGGAAUCCAUCAAGGUUGUGCUUUCUGAUGCUGAGCUCAAACAAGGCCAGGAUGCUAAGGUUGCUCACUGGCUCAAAAAGUUCAAAAAAGUGCUCUAUGAUGCUGAUGACUUGCUUGAUGACGUCUUCAUCGAAGAUUUGCGCCGCAAAAGAAUGAGUAAGGUGCGUGGCUUCUUUUCCAAAGCUGAUAUUCUAAUUCGUUUCCGUCCUAAGUUAGCUAGUAAGAUUGAGAAAGUUCAAAAGGAGUUUAAUAAUGUUGCUGAAGAGAUGUCUAAGUUGAACUUGAGUCCGAAUUCGGUAGUUCUUAAGCAAGAUGAGUGUUCCUGGAGGGAAACAACUUCUUCUGUUUUGCAAUCAGAGAUAAUUGGAAGGGAAGAGAAUAAGAGAGAGAUGGUUAACUUGCUAAAGCAAACCCAUCCAAACCAAAAUGUUUCUUUAAUUGUUGUUGUUGGUAUGGGGGGUUUGGGCAAGACAGCCCUUGCUCAGCUCGUGUACAAUGAUGCGAAGGACCAGAAACUCUUUCAGAAAUAUAUGUGGGUGUGUGUUUCUGAAGAUUUUACAGUGAAAACUGUUUUAAAGAAGAUGCUAGAGUCAUUGAAGAAGGAUGCUGGCGGUGACUCAUCAGAGGCCCUACAACAGAAGUUGCAAGAAGAACUAAAUGGACAAAAGUAUAUGCUUGUGCUCGAUGACGUGUGGAAUGAAGAUCAUUUAAAGUGGAGUAAUUUAAGAACUCAUUUGAUGUGCGGAGGCCAAGGCAGUAAGCUAUUAGUAACGACUCGUAGUACAUUGGUUUCUCAAGCAAUGGGUAUAGACGAGCCGUAUGUUUUGAGAGGUUUGACAGAUGAGCAAUCUUGGACAUUGCUAAAGAAUCUGACAUUUGGUGAAGAUAGCACCAAAAUGAGCUCCAAAUUCCAAACAAUUGGAGAGAAAAUUGCAAAGAAGUGUGAAGGAGUGCCAUUGGCAAUCAGAACAAUAGGAGGCUUCUUACGAGCAAGGGUUCAAGAAACUGAUCAAUGGUCAAGUCUUUUGAAUGGUGAUAUUUGGAGGUUAUGUAAAGAAGAACAGAGUAUCAUGCCGGUGCUGAAUUUGAGUUAUCGCAACUUGCCACUUGAAUUAAGACAAUGUUUUGCAUAUUGUUGUCUAUAUCCAAAGGAUCAGAUAAUUAAAAAGGAUGAUUGUAUUCAAUUGUGGACAGCACAAGGUUACCUUGCAAGUUCAACUGAAACCCAAUCCGUGGAAGAUGUGGGUAAUCAAUAUGUCAAAAUUUUGUUAAUGAGGUCAUUUUUUCAAGACGCAUCAAUGGAUAAAAGUGGUCAUAUUAAGUCCUUCAAAAUGCAUGAUUUGAUGCACGAUCUUGCAACGUUGGUAGCUGGGAAUGAUUGUUACUUAUGUACUGAGGGAAGAGGAAUUGUUGGAAGACCCAUGCAUGUGUCAUUUGGACCUCAAAUCAAUUGUUCAUUGGAUGUGUUUGACGAUUGCAAAUUACGGACAUUCAUCUGUUGGGAGCUUGCUACUGAUUUAUUUGCCAAACUAUCUUUUUCAGGAAAAUUGAAGUACCUCCGCGCUUUGAAUUUGUCAUUUUAUUCUCUGUCUCAGCUACCAAAGUCUAUUGAUAAAGUCAAGCAUUUAAGAUAUCUUGAACUUUCACACUCUGGAAAACUAAGUGAUUUGCCGGAUUCAAUUGGCAAUCUUAUUUGUUUACAAACAUUAAAAUUAGAGUGUUGUGAAGCUUUAGUUGGUUUGCCCGAAUCAAUUGGCAACCUUGUUUGUUUACAAACAUUAACCUUGUGGAGUUGUAAAUCUUUAGUUAGUUUGCCCGAGUCAAUUGGCAAUCUUGUUUGUUUACAAACACUUGAUUUAAAUGGGUGUGUUAGUUUAAAUGAUUUGCCUGAGUCCGUUGGAAAUCUGGUAUGUUUACAAUCAUUGAAAAUAAAUUAUUGUCUGGCACUUGGUUUUCCUGAAGAAAUUAUUACAAAAUUGAUCAAUUUGAAGAAGCUUGAUAUUGAAGAUUCUGCCUUUAAAUACGGCAUGCCAGUAGGAUUGGGGAAAUUGAUUUCAUUGCAAUCCUUACCAAAAUUUGUAGUAGGAAACAGCGAUUAUGGGAGAUAUGGGACAUUGAAUGAACUGAAAGAGCUUGAUAAGCUCAGAGGCAAAUUGACUAUUAGCAAUUUGGGUCUGGUAAAGGACACGUCAGCGGAAUCAAACCAGACAAAUCUGAGAUCCAAGAAAUACAUCCAAGAUCUUUCUCUGUUAUGGGGACAUGACCUUUAUUCCAAUAAUUGUGUAAUAAAAAAUAGUGAUAGCUCCUUGUUAUUAGAUAAUCUUUGUCCCCACGAGAAUCUGAGAUCACUAGAUGUGAAUGGCUUUCCAGGAGUGAGGUUUUCAAAUUGGCUUAUGUCGCUGACUAGUAUUGUGCACAUUAAUUUUUUCAAUUUUCCCAACUGCAAACAUCUCCCACCUUUGGAAAGAUUGCCUUGCCUUCGAACGCUUCAGAUUCAUAACAUGGGAUCGCUGGAGUGCAUGCAUUAUUAUGAAAGUAUUGGUGAUGUGUUCUUCCCAUCUUUGAAGAAACUCUACUUCUCAGGCUGUGAGAAUUUGAGGGGAUGGGAGAAUAAUGCAAAUGAGACUCAAAACCAUAUUUCUCUCCCUCCUUUUCCGCGUCUCUCUUCUCUCCAAAUUGCUAAUUGUCCAAACUUAACCUGCAUGCCUUCUUUCCCACACCUCGUUAAGGAGUUGGAGUUGCGAUGGGGUAGUAGCGUGAAGCCGUUGUUAGAAACAUGUAUGGUUAAGCAUGAGUCUUCAUCCAUCUCUCCUCUCUCUCAUCUCAAGCGCUUGUGGCUUUGGGGAGUUACAGAGAUAGAAGCAAUGGCAGAGGACUGGAUGAAAAACCUCACAUCGCUCCAGAUUCUCGAACUUGGUGGAUCGUCAACCAUUCAGAUUCUGUCACGACACUUGCAAUAUCUUCCUUCUCAACUUCAACAGUUGCAGAUGAGUUUCGACGACGACAAGGUUGACCUCUGUAAAGACACACAAGGUCGUGGUCCUCCUCUCGCCCUCUCUUCUCUGCAUAAAAUCUCCUUCUGGUAUUGUGAGAACAUGAAGGCUUUACCAGAGCAGAUCGACGAUCUCCAAUCACUGAGGCAUAUUGAGAUUAUGAAUUGCCCUAAAUUAGAGUCAUUGGAUGAAGCUGAGCGGUGCCUUACCAACAUACACACACUGUCGAUCAGAGAUUGUCCACUCCUAAAGCGCAGAUACAACACUGAAAGUGGAAAACAUCGGGCCAAGAUUGCUCACAUCCCAAACAUAUCCAUAUACUGAGAUUGAUCCCCUCAAAAGGGGAUUCUUGCAAAUCAUUUUAUUCUUGGCAUACUAUCAAAUUUCAAUAGGUGGAUGUCUGCUGCUUCAACAUAGAUGGUUCAAUGGGAAGAUACAAUUAUUUGGUCUCAUCAUUCCAUUUUGCAAAAUGUUAAAUCCUCAAGAUGGUCAAAUUCUGACCCAGUUCCUCAUUUGGGUGCAACAGCAGGAUCCGAAGGAAGUUACUUUCAGCUACAAGCCAAUUACUACUAGCUUCAAACAUAUUUAGAUUAUUUCCAGAAGAAGCAUCAGAGAUGGAUUAAGAGAAAUGUUGCUGGUAUUGAACUACUUGAUCUGCUUCUGGCGUGGAACACCUCUGAUGUCAUCACCUCUCUUAAUUUAGUUGGAGCUCCCUUCCAGUCUUUGCAAUAUUUGUCGAGAAAGAAAAGUUCUUGGGCAAUGGCAUAUAACUCACUAUCCAACAGAGCGCCCAUCCUUAGAAGAUUACUGGGUUUGGAUUCUCAUAUUGCCUCUUCAUUUUCCUUGUUUAUAAUUAAAUUUGCCAUUCAAGCACGAGCAUUAUCUGGCUUCAUGUGAUAACGAUUACGUGACUAGUUGGAUCCAUAUAUGGUUUUGUGGCAUCUCCCCCUCCUGAUGGCCAUGCCGAAGGGAGCGGGUAGAGUUGCUGGGUAGGUUAUUUCAAGGCACAGUGGAGAUUGCUUUAUUUCUUGCUUCAUGUGAAAGAUUUUCCUGAAUUUGAUUUCAGGUGGGUGAUUAUGUAAUAUGGGUUGUGGCUGUUAGAGUCGCAACAUGGUAAUAGGAGGUUGGGUAUGAAUUGGCAUGUGUGUUCAUUGAGAUAAGCUUGUUGUACGGGAAUUUAUUGUUCAAACUUCCCAUUUUUGUGUAUGUUGUUCUGUGAUCUGUGAUGUGAUAUCAUAAACUUUGAUGUAUCACCUGCUGUGUUUCCCUCUUGUUUUGGAAGCACACUUUAUCUAUCUAAAACGAGGAUUAUCACAAUUCAAAGCUCUAUUAGUACUUCUCUUAUUGUGACAUACACUCAUUUU